Molecule: messenger RNA, 951 nt
Organism: Acytostelium subglobosum LB1
Lineage: Eukaryota; Evosea; Eumycetozoa; Acytosteliales; Acytosteliaceae
Exons: 1
Coding region: 1-951 (316 amino acids)
Molecular function (GO): zinc ion binding
Source: RefSeq, a predicted model, not a curated record
AUGUAUCCAUCACAACCUCCACCUCCACGUCAGCCUACAAAGGCCUUCAUACAACCUCCACCUCCAAUGUCCAAACCACAACCAACUAGUACCUUCACUCCAUCUCUAGCACCUAGAGUAUGUCCUCCAACUCAAACAACAGUCCCUCCCGCCAGACCUACUCCACCUCCCGCUCAAAUGCAACCACCAGUUCAAGCCACAGCACCUCCUGCUCCAGUCGCCUCGACAAUCCCAACCCAAAAGGCCCGACCUGCGUCCAGCGCAUCUAUACAUCCUCACCAGAUAAGAAUUGUACAACCAGACUAUGGCAUGUCUGGAGGCAACAAAUGGAAGUGUAGACUGUGCAAACGAGUGGGAUACGGAGUCAGUGAGAGAUACCAUUGCGUGGAAUGUCCCGAGUUUGACAUCUGUAGAUUCUGCUCAACUGGCUUUGAGCUGGAGGGCGGUGAGCUGCUCAAGAUCGCCGAGCAGACACAAAGACUGACGGUGCCCGAGAGCCAGCAUCGCCAUCCACUCAUCCAGUUCAACAUCACCUUCCUCUACGGCGCCAAGACCAGAGUGUUGUGCAGCAUCUGUGGAGUGGACAUUCGCGGCAUGACCAAUCACUGCUCCGAAUGCACCAACUUUGAUGUCUGUGUAAAGUGCUUCCAGACCAAGCGUGCCGCACCCGCCCCGGCACCUGCACAAGCUAUGGUCCAACAAAACUAUGCACCUGUCAAUCAGAUUGAUUAUGCCUCGCUUCCUGCACUGGUCUACAUUGGCGUACCCAACUACCUUCGCAAUAUUAUCCAAGUACCAUUCAAGAAGGGUGUACCAAUGAGCAUGCGUAAAUGCAACUGGUGUGAUCAAAUGAUCUUCAGCUCCUACUACGAGUACGUAGGCAAGGAGAACAUCUCAAUGUUCCAACGAACCAUCUGUUUUGACUGCUUUAUCCAAGUAUAUUGUUAUUAA